Molecule: messenger RNA, 3976 nt
Organism: Brassicogethes aeneus
Lineage: Eukaryota; Metazoa; Arthropoda; Insecta; Coleoptera; Nitidulidae
Source: the annotation of a GenBank genome assembly
CGAGCGUGAGCCUCCGUCGAUUUCAUGUCCUCCGGUUCUAGUUCAUUCGCUCUCGCUACCAUCAAGCUGGUCUUAGUUAACUACGAAUCGUACACGGUGUAACACAUGCUUUCCAACGUACAUGAUUAAUUUUGACAUGUUCUUGAAUUUAUUCGUAAUAUUUUCCAUAUUUUAGAAUUAAUUACCCAUCGAAUAUGGAAUCUGAAUCAGGUACUACAAACACAAAGAUCUCAGACUCAGGAUAUUCAAAUAGUUGCAGUAAUAGCAAUUCUCAAAGAAGUGCAAGUUCCAAAUCUAGACAUAGCGGAAGUAAUUCAAGUAGAAGUAGUGGAUAUUGUGGAGCAACCAAUCCGAAUGGCAGCGUUGAUACAGGACCUCAACCUUCCAAGCGCAACAAAGAUAAAGAACACAAAAAGAAAAAGUCUAAGUCAAUAAAUUUAACCGCCCUUAACCUCACCCCCAUAGCCUCAUCGGCUGUCACCAAUCCUGCAGAAUCUAGAGCUGCCAUAGUUGUAUUAAAAGAAGCCCCAUCCACUGAACAAAUUAUGGGUAUCGAGGCAUUACCCUCUGUUACUGUGGAUACGGUCGUCCCCCAAACAGAGGGUAUGGAGAAUGCUGUGGAAAUUGUAGCGAUUGUCUCGCCACCUAUUCCAAUUACAGCGGACCCAGCACCUCAAGAAGAUAUAACCACAUGGACUCCAGCUCCGCAGGACACCGAAAACCACCACAAAGAUGAAACCACUAUGAAGAAAGUAGUGGCCGUCAACGAAGAAGAAUAUAAAGCUUCUUCCAGCUGCCAACCAGAGGACGGUUUUUGUUGUGUUAUCUCGAUGUACGACGGUGUGGUUCUCUACAAUACUCCAAGUUUGACCUCCGUGCUGGGGUUUCCCAAGGAUAUGUGGUUGGGUCGUUCUUUCAUUGACUUUGUACACCCGAAAGAUCGCGAAACCUUUUCUAGUCAAGUUACCACUGGUAUAGCAUUGCCACUUGUUGAUUCUCAGGGAAAAUACAAGGACGUGAAGAACUGUUUGUAUGUUUGUUUGAGAAAAUAUAGAGGCUUAAAGUCUUCAGGGUUUGGUGUCGUAGAAAAAGCUGUGUCUUAUCAGGCUUUUCAGCUUACUGUUAGCUUUAAACAUAUUACCGAUGCUCCCGAGGCUAAAUAUGUAAAUAAUACUGGUGGGAUGUUUUUGGUUGUUGUGGCGGUACCAGUUUACUCUUCCUACAAAGUUCCAGAAGAAACUAGGAAAUCAGCUAAAUUUGGCAUGCGCCACACGGCUGCUUGUAUAUUCAGCCAUGUUGAUCCAGAUGUGGUGACAAACUUUGGAUUUUUGCCUCAGGAUAUGCUGGGAAGAUCUGUAUUCGAUUUUUACCACCCUGAAGAUAUGCCUGCUUUAAAAGAAGUUUAUGAAUCUGUGAUGAGAAUGUGCCAAAAAGCAGGAUCUGUAUUUCGCAGCAAACCCUACAGAUUUGCUGUACACAAUGGCGGCUUCGUUAUGAUUGAGACUGAGUGGUCUAGCUUUGUGAACCCAUGGUCGAGAAGAUUAGAAUUCGUAAUAGGACUCCACAGGGUUUUGCAGGGUCCACCAAACCCAGACAUUUUUAAAUCACCUAAAGAUUAUGAGUAUAUACCUGAAAAAGUUUUAAAGGAGAGCAAAAUAAUCCAAGAAGAAAUACUUGUGCUUCUUAAUGAUGAGUUAUCGAGGCCAUCUGAAGCAGCCAAGCACGAGGUUUCGAAGCGCUGCAAAGAUCUGGCAAAUUUUAUGGAAUCCUUGAUGGACGAAGUAAAUAAAUCAAAUUUACAAUUAGACUUACCGCAGGAUCCUGUUCCUACCAUUUCGGUAAGUGUGAAGAAAAGGGAAAGAGAUUCUGUAAUGCUUGGUGAAAUUUCACCGCAUCAUGAUUAUUACGAUAGUAUAUCAUCUUCAGAGACGCCUCCUAGUUAUAACCAACUAAAUUAUAACGAAAAUAUUCAAAGAUUUUUCCAAAGCAAACCUAAAACCACUGUGUCCGAUGAAAGUAAUGGUGUAUUGCAAGGGAAUAUCGAUACUGACCAGGAUGGAAAAAUAUCUUCUGCAGCUCAAGAUUGCACCAACAAUCAAAAAUGCUUGUCGCCUGUUCAAAACAGUGGAGCAUCUGGUAGUGGCAGUGCUGGUAACUUAAGUUCGGGUAGCAACCCCAAUAUAGAAAGUGGUACCACCAGUGGUACAAAUACAUCUACUAACGAUUCUUAUAAACCACCACAAUUAACGGAAGCAUUGUUACUAAAGCAUAACGAGGACAUGGAAAAAAUCAUGAUAAAACGUCAUAGGGAACAAAGAUCUAGCAUUAAAGAUCGUGAGAAUAAGAAGACAUACCAUAAAACCCUAAAGCAAGUUGGUAUUAAAGCAAAAGAUAAUAAAAACGAGGGUGGUCAUCAUAUCCAUGGUGUAAAACGCAGUGGAUCUCAUUCUUGGGAAGGUGAUAGUCAUAAAGUGUCAAAGCACAAUCAUCAAAGUGGUGUUAUAAUAAAUAAAGAGGAUCAAACUCAUUCAAAUAAUAACGGAUUUGCUUCUAAGCCUGUAAGUGGAUACAAUCAAAACGCCACUAGUAAUAAUACCAAUUGCAAUGAGAAUAUCUACCAAUCAACAAUAAAUGAUGUAAAUCUUUGGCCCCCAUUCUCUGUAACUGUCACUCCAAUGAACAACACACAAUCUUGCAGUAUUUCUUCAACCCCAGGUGUCAGUCAGGGAGGUUUCGCUACUAGUAUGCUACCGGUUUAUUACAUACCAACCCAUCAAAGCACCCCUAUUGGACAAGAAUUUGUCGAUCCCAAUUCAAGAUACCAAGUUCAAUAUAUGCCUGGAAUGAUUUACAACUACAAUCCCAUAUUCCCAGCAUCACCCAUAAUCUGCUCGCCCCUUCCAGUGCUCCCUGUCACGGUGGCUCCUCCAAUUACCCCUAUAAACCCUGAUAGUCGCCAAAUGAGCAACCUGCAGCCUAACAUAGACAACCAUUUAUCCUGCAACCAGCCUGAGCACAAACCCAGCCCGCCCAGUGGCAUCAAAGGCCCCCAAUUCCAAAGACCAGCCUCACAAGCUACUUCUGUAAAAGCGGAACCAGGAAGCGUCAUGGGGUCAAUUGCAUCGGCCAGUGUGGCAAACAAAGCAUUAUCGGACUAUUCAAGAAAAGAUUUGGGCUUACAGUCAGUUUGCUCGCCUGGUUCGCCUAUAGUAAGCCCGCCGGAUGGUGAAACCAAUAUGAAACAUUUUAAUUUAACAACAAAGAUACAUGAAAAUAUUGAAAAAAAUAGGAAAAAUACCAGUUACCACCAUCAAAAUAUUGACGAAGGAAGCAGCUAUUCUUCUUCAUAUUCUUCUUUCUUAAAAACUGACACCGGAUCUGGUUCCAAUGACGAUUCUAACAACAUGGACUCAAAAACAAACCAGACAAAUAGUGAUGAUAAUACUUGGAAAAGUAAAAAAUACUAUCCUUCAAGGAAAAAGGAUCCACCAUGGUUGGAAACUGUUACGGUCACACCUGAUCUUAUCUAUAGGUACCAAAUGACUGUCAAAGGCAUCGAGGAUAUUUUGGAAGCUGAUCUAAAUACUCUUAAGGAAAUACACCAACCUGUUUUGGUGAAUGACCAACUGAACCAACUAUAUAUCGAAAUGGAGUUGGAAGGAUUAUCGAGAAAAUUGACUUUAGAAGAAGGAAUGACUUCGAGUAGUAGCAGCGACGAAAAUUGCGCAAAUACUUCAAAGCCAAAAAAGAAGAGAAAAUCCUUGAAUUCCCUAAUGAUGAUUUACGAAGAAAAUGCUCCGUUUCCUCCACCAGACCACUAUUAAAAGGUAUCAAGACCAUAACAAUCUCAAAGACUCGAUUAUAUUUUUUAUACUAUGCCACUUACAGCAGUUUGUAUUACUAUUUAUUUUUUUAUUAUUAACCCGAAACCUUUUUGGAGUACAUUUUUGAUGUCGUAAAAAUAGUGUUUUUAAAC